AUGGAGAGCCGCAGUCCUUCACCUCCCUUGGACCCCGUUGCGGGCGUCACGGAGGAUCUCGUUUCACUACCAAACUCAAAGACGGCCGGCGACACAAACAUCGACUUUGACGGACUGCUCGCACAGUCUAUCAAGCUCCACGAGGACGUGCGGACAGGCUGCGGCGGCCAGACGUGGCCUGCGGGUAUGGUGCUGGGGAAGCAUAUGCUGCGCUACCACAGAGCCAAGCUGGAGACUGCCCGGAUACUGGAAUUGGGCGCUGGUGGUGGACUAGUUGGAUUGGCUGUGGCGGCUGGUUGUGACCUCCAGGCGCCACUCAUCUUAACCGACCAGGAUGUGAUGCUGGAGCUGAUGAAGCAUAAUAUUCAGCUGAACGAGCUGGAGGGCAAAGCCACGGCCUCAAUAUUGGACUGGGGCGAGACACUUCCAGAGGCCGUUGUGGCGCACAAGCCGGACGUGAUAUUGGCAGCUGAAUGUGUCUACUUUGAGCCGGCCUUCCCGUUACUCAUGCAGACGCUCAAGGACCUGUUUGAGCUCAAUUCGGAUGCUGUGGUGUAUUUCUGCUUCAAGAAGAGGAGAAGAGCCGACAUGCAGUUUGUCAAAGCAGCCAAGAAGGCGUUUGUGGUUGAGGAAAUCUUCGACGAGGACAGGCCCGUGUUUCAGCGAGAGUCACUGUUCCUUUUCACAUUUAGAAAGCGGGCAGCCGGUGGCACCAUUGCGAGCAAAAAGAAGAGCGGCAUGAUGGCAGCCAACCUCAAUGGCCAAAUCGAAACCGCUAGAUGA
Messenger RNA from Trichoderma gamsii, 783 nucleotides. RefSeq lists its product as hypothetical. The coding region runs from base 1 to 783 and encodes 260 amino acids. The transcript is spliced from 3 exons. Lineage: Eukaryota; Fungi; Ascomycota; Sordariomycetes; Hypocreales; Hypocreaceae. The record is from RefSeq and is a predicted model, not a curated record.